AUGCCUUCCCUCAAGCCCUCAGACGAUCUGGAAAAGUACAAGGACCUGAUCUGGUGCUGGUACAUCGGCGAGGAUAGAUCCAAGAAGGAUGUAGUCCAAAGGCUGAACGAUCGCGGCGUCAAUAUCAAGCAAAGCAAUCUCGAGCGUCGCAUGCGACUCUGGGAUAUGCGAAAGAACGUCACCGAUGCCGAGGGAAAGUGGAUGGCCCGUCAGCAGAAGUUGCGGAAGGACAAGAACAAGAAGACGCAUUUCCUGCUCUCCGGCAAGCGCAUGGCGGAGGAGAAGAUCCGUCGUGCCAUACAGCGCCACAGCCUUGAGGAAUACAGUCUGCUUCAUAAAUUUCAACUCUUCUCAGAGACAGAAUUCGUUUCUUCUGGUCCUGGUUCUGCAUUGGUUGUGUGUUCCCCCUUGACUUCCGUCGAGAGGCCAUGGCAGCCAUGGAUACAAUUCAACGACCGCGUUUUAGAAGGCUCUGUCCGCCUAGAAUUUGUCUUGCCUUCCAGACCACGCCUUUCUGUAGAGACCACUUCAUUGGCUACAGUCACUGAUCCCUCAAAAGGCUUUCAACGGCUCAAGGUUGACAAAGUUGCUGCUGUUCUCGACUGGCUCGUCCCGGAGUCAUUCCCGGAAGAGAAUGUUCGCGCAGCAGAUUCUCUCACUCAAUCUUGGCCCAAGUUUGAUAUUGUCGCUCUGAAAUUUUUUAUCUUCAGGCUUUCAAACAAUUUGAUACAGAAUGAAAAUCACAUUGAUCGGCCCGUCGUUAUACUCCGCCUGUGCCAGUCAUUGGGGCUUGCUCAAGUAGGUAUCAUUCGUGGACUUUUCAAGCUGGCUCCUGAAAACCCCACAAUUGCAGCCGUCUUGGACGCCUUGUUUCAGACUGCUUGGAUAACUGAAUCUGUGGACCUCAUGUCUCUGAUCUUGGCAGAGAACAAGAGAGUUGAUAACGGCAAGCCUACGAGUGUGGUAGAAUUCCCUGUGUGGCAUGCCAUCGAACAUGCAAUACGACGCUCAAAUCGAAGACUCUUGGAUGCCGCCAUUUGCUUUUCCUCAGAUUAUCCUGAAGAUAACUUCAAUGUCACACAAAGAAAUGAGGCCCUUCACCUCUGUGCAGGUCACCGGAAUCACGUUUUCGCAAAUGGCGCGAUUUCGUUGCUGCUAGGAAAAGGGGCAAAGGUAGUCAACGACACUGGUCAUGUGGGCAACGCACUCUUUGCUGCACUCCAACGCGGCAAUAUUCAGCUCGUUGAGUUAUUGGCCAUGAGUGGAGUGAAUUUCACGAUCACCUCUCCAUGUGCGGAGCGCCCUAUACGAAGGAUCCCGGCAGCGGGUUAUGCUUCUAAAAUAACCAUCUCAGAUCAUGACAACGCCUUCACAUCUGCCGUUGUGCGUUGUUGCUCUCGUAAUUCCUUUCUGGAAGAAUUCCCAGAAGAUGAUGGGAUAUAUUACCACCACCGGCAAGACGGAACCCUGAUACUUGAAGAUGACAAAGAAGAACUUGAACGGCAUCACUUUCGCGCACAAGAAUUAGCCGUUGCCAUGUUUGCCUACUUGAUUUCUCCACAGUCGCUCAUUACUGGCAGAGGUUCGACUUGGCCCCGGAUAUUUCCGGUGCAGCAAACCGUGUGUGUGGAUAUUCUGAUUGCGGCAUCCUUCCAGGGGUAUGAUGGUCUGAUGGAAAAGCUUAUAUCAGGCCCAGAAGAUCUGAAUCGAGCCAAUUCCCACGGACUAUGGCCGCUUUAUGCCGCUAUCAUUGGGCCAUUAUCCAAAUCAGCAAGAGUGCGAUCAUCUUCGCUACACCAGGCUAUCAAUUAUGAUUCAGCGGAUUGCGUGGUGGCACUUCUAGACUAUGGCGCUGAUAUUGAAUGCAAAUGCCAGCUUGACGACAUCAUAGGGAACGGGAAGGGCAUUCAUCCUUAUCACGGCGAGCAGAUGAGUCCGUUGGACCUAGCCAUAUAUCGAGGAUUCUGGGGAAUCGCGCAGAUACUAGUCAGUCGAGGCGCAUUCGUGACAUCCGGCAAUUUCUUCACCGCGGUAGAACAUUCUGAAAUUUCCCUUGUGCAGACAAUGAUGACGAAUCAGAUGUUCGAUAAGUAUAUGGUGAAUCCAAAUUACGGAGACAAGACAGCGCUUGAGGUCGCUAUUCACAGAGGAAACCCUGAGAUGUAUGAAACACUGAUGAGAACCGCGGGGUCUGACCCAGUCACGGCUGACCAAUUCAUUGCCGCGGCCAAAGCCGGUAGCUUCGUGCUGGUGGUCGAAUCCAUGGUCGAUGCCGACCUGAAUCUUUCUCAACAAGAGUUCUCAAUGGCAUUGAUGUAUGCUCUGGAGAAUGGACACAAAGCCAUCACAAACCUACUUAUUGCUGAACAUACACGUUUUUCAACUAUGUGUCCAUUGUCUGAUUUGAGUAACAGUGACAGGGGCAGAGCAGUUGAAUUGGCAAUAUUGGAUGGUCAAGAAAGUGUUGUAUCAACGAUCCUCUUCUGGCACCCGAAAGCCUAUAGCUCUGGGAUGUUAUGCGCUUGUCUUGUAAUGGACCAGCUACUAUCUCCAGCCUCGAACAAGGUGGUUUGUGAGAUACUACGAAGGAGAUCCUGUGCCACAGAGGAGAAUUUCGAUCCACUGCUUGAAAAUACAGCCAUUGCACUUGCAGCGUAUCACGGACAAGACGAGCUGCUUGCUGCGAUACUAAAUCGAUCAUGGCCAGGACAUUUGUGUGCUAUACCCGAGCCACGAUUCUGGGAAAUGAGGUACACAGGCCAAGACAGAUAUCGACGUGUUAAAGGACUCAUCCCUAACGAAAGCAUCAUGAUGGGAGACAGCAAUCGUGAGUGUUUCUAUUACGAGUGGUGCUCACCAGACUGGAAGCUUUCAAGUCAGAUGAUCGGCGACUGGAACUCGUGGCGUGAUUGCCCAUCGACUUGCUCGCCGCUACUCAUGGCAGUCAAAGGCCAAAAUUUCGUUGCAGUUAAUUGGCUGAUGGACCGAGGAUAUGUUGCUGACGGGCCAACUCUAAAAGCUGCAAUAAUGACUGAAUGGCCGAUUGAAAAGCUGAAAUAUCUCGUUUUGAGCUGCAAUGACGUUGACCAUAGAGAGUCGCCCAACGUGUCAACAGCACUGUUUGAAGCCAUACAUUACCGGAAUAUCGAAGCUACCCGUGCUCUAAUUGAGCACGGAGCUAACGUGAACGAAGGACCCUUUUAUCACGCAGAAGGAUCUUUUUAUCACGCAGAAGGACAUCUAACUACGCGGCGAACAUGCCUUCAAAUGGUUAUUCAAAAUUUUCCUGUGUGGAGUUUGGCUUCUGCACCUGAUUAUGAAGCAAUCGAUUUGCUUCUAGACGCAGGCGCUGAUGUCAACGCCGCAGGCACAGGUUACGGACGUGUCACAGCACUCCAACUUGCCUGUACUACUGGCUACAUUCCACUAGCUAGGCGAUUAAUAGAAAUGGGUGCAGAUAUCGAUGACCUCCCAGUAUUCCCGCAUGGUUGGUCAUGCCUCGAACAUGCCGCACAAUCUGGAAGGCUCGAUAUGGUCCAGUUUUUAAUCAACUGCGGCGUCAGUGUCGUGGGCAGAGCAAGGUUGCAAUAUGCCUCCGCGGUUAGACUGGCUGAGGACUCUGGACGAACCACUUUGAAAAUCCUGCUCCAGAAAUAUGGAGGCUGGACAGUCGCAGAUGAGGAGCUGCUACAAGAAGAUCUCAGGAUCCGCAAAGAUCGGCAAAUUUUACGUUCCAAGAUUAAAAGAUAUUCCAAAUCUGAAAGGGAGCGGGUAAAUUUGUGGAUUCGAAAGUAUUACCGACAUGACAAGGACGAUCUGGUUGAUGUGGCAGACGAUUUGGAACAAGAUGGUCCGUUGGAAAGUUCCGUAAUUGAUGACGGUUGCAACAGUGAUGACGCAGAAAGCUCUGAUACAGAGGAAAUGAGGGAGCAGGAGCCCCCAGGGACUCAGCAAGCUGAUUUCCUCAGCAUUAGGCACGCAGAAAAGAACGCAGAAGGCGGUACAGCAGGUGGAAUAACUCACGACGAAGUGUCAGCUUCGAUGUCCGCAUUGCUAGCAUUGCCGCAGAGUCGACCUAUGGACGAGAGCUCCGAUAUUGCUCUCCUAUUUCCCACGGAAUUUUCGACAAGUGAACCGACUGUAGACACUUCUACGAGACCAGGCACAGAAGAAAACAAGCUUCUCGCAUUUAAAAUGCCCUUGCAUACGUCAUUUAUCGAACGGACCAGCGUGGACUUUCAUGAACAGGACGAUUUUAAUGUUUUCCUCAUAUAA
Neoarthrinium moseri is the source of this 4275-nucleotide messenger RNA. RefSeq lists its product as uncharacterized. The transcript has 5 exons. The coding region runs from base 1 to 4275 and encodes 1424 amino acids. Gene Ontology annotation, molecular function: protein binding. The record is from RefSeq and is a predicted model, not a curated record. Lineage: Eukaryota; Fungi; Ascomycota; Sordariomycetes; Amphisphaeriales; Apiosporaceae.